Molecule: messenger RNA, 1734 nt
Organism: Aedes aegypti (yellow fever mosquito)
Lineage: Eukaryota; Metazoa; Arthropoda; Insecta; Diptera; Culicidae
Exons: 6
Coding region: 290-1246 (318 amino acids)
Source: RefSeq, a predicted model, not a curated record
GCGCUUAAUAUCACCUUGAUCUUGAAUCGGUAACGUUGUGUCCGGUGUGCGGAGAGAGAGCAGCGGAUCGAACUCCUCCACCUCGGAGAAAUUGACCACCAGUGUCGCGAGGAGCUAUUAGGGAACCGUGUGAAACGUGCUGUCGGAAAGUGUUUUUCCGCUUUUUUUUUGGAACAGUACCGACGCCUGGUGCCAGAGGCCAAAAGUGCGGGGGCGAACGAAUUUUUAGUUUGCGCUGUGAACAAUUAAUAAUUAAUUCGUCCGGUGGAAAGUGAAGCCCAGUGAAACUAUGAUAAGAAAACGGCCGUCGAUAGGGCAGUUGCGGCUAUUGCUGCCUUUGCUGGCGUUGUCCACCGGCAUGUCUCUGGCGCAAGCCGUGAAAGCGGAACAUAAAGAAGCAUCGGUUGAUUCGUCUGCAAUCUUGGAAAGCGUGCUGUGCGUGGUCCGAUCGAAUCCCAUGCAGUGCAUACGAGAGCAAGCCGGCCGCAUGCUGGACAACUGGGAAAACAUCCUCGACGAGAAAAAGCGCGAAAUGAUGGAGGAGGCCGAUGAGGACAUCCAGAAACGAAACGAGCAGCGUGGAUUGAGCGACAACGAUGGCAAGCAGACCAAGCAGUCUCCGUCGAGUCUGAUGUUGCAGAUCGAAGAAGGACUUGACACAAUUUCGGAAUUCGUGUCGGACGGUGUGGACAGCUACGUCUCGACGGGCAAGACGAGCAAAUCCGCUGAGGAGGGCCAACCAAAGAAACACCUGCACCACAUCUUACACAAGCUAGGAAAGCGCAAGGGUAAGAAGAAGAAGACCUACAUGAAGCUGUUCAUCCUGGGAGCCGCACUCAAAGGCAAAAUCGAACUGCUGCUCAAGAUCCUGUCGUUCAAGCUGCAGCUGAAGUUCUUCGCCGUCGCCGUCAUUGGUCUGCUGAUCAACAUUGCUCGCUUCUGGAUUGACCUGAAGAGACAGCCACAGCCACAAAAAGUAAUCUACUACGAGCACGCCCAGCAUCAGCACCAUUACGACGAUCAUGGCGAUGACUACGGUGGCUACUGGAAGCGUUCCCUCCACGGAGUGCACCACGAAGAGGAAACCCCUGGAUUCUUCGACCGGAGCGAUCGUUCCGAUGAUGAGUACACCAGAGGUGCCCACCCACAGCAGCACUACGUUCCGCAGCAGACGCCCAACAGCCCGAGCCACUAUCCAUACGACCCGCACAGCAUGGCGUACCAUCAGCAGCGGCCAUAUGUCUAACCUGAAAGUCCCUGCCAGUCCUUGAAACCAUUUCAACCACCUCUAAUUGUUGUCUCAAUUCUGUUGCUCCUACCAUCAUGACCAUUACCCCCCCUUUCAUCAUCAUCAUCCAUCUCAUCAUUCAUAUGUACAAAUCGUGGCAGAGCCAUUCGUGCCCAAAGCUUUUCCAAACUAAUUAGCAGAACCAGCCAGUCUUCGGACGAACCGUAGAACAUUGUUGUCAUUACCUAUUAGUUUGACGAAAUGUGCAUGCUCUAAAUGCAAGUAGGAGAGUGUUGUUAAUUUGCUAGGUUAAUAAUUUAUUUAUUUAUUUAUUGUCUUGGAUUAUUUAUUUAUUUGCUCCGUAAUUUGUGGACAGUUGACUGGUAACAAACAGGGAUGAACCCUGGUGCGAAUAUAAUGUGCCGUCGGUCGUUUAAGCGCACAACUCGGAAGUAUGAGCGAUAGAGAAAAUUUCUAAUUUGGACAAUAAACUCGAUUGAAAAUAA